AUGACGAAGAAGGUUUCAAACGGCUCCGUUUCCGUCGACCUUGGAACGAUCUAUCUUGGUGGCAAGGAGCAUCGUGUUAAAACUGCUUGUGGUGUUGUGUCGGUCAUUGUCUAUGGAGAUCGAGAAAAGCCAGCAUUGAUUACUUAUCCUGAUCUGGCCCUUAACCAUAUGUCAUGCUUCCAAGGAUUAUUCUUCUGCCCUGAAGCAGCUUCUUUGCUACUUCAUAACUUCUGCAUUUAUCAUAUCAGUCCACCCGGUCAUGAGUUAGGAGCUGCUCCGAUUUAUCCUACUGAUCCAGUCCCUUCUGCUGAUGAUUUGGCGGAUCAGAUCCUUGAAGUUCUCAACUUUUUCGGCCUUGGUGCUGUGAUGUGUAUGGGCGUGACGGCAGGUGCUUACAUCCUCACAUUAUUCGCUAUGAAACAUAGAGAAAGAGUUCUGGGUUUGAUUCUUAUCUCACCGCUAUGCAAGUCGCCGUCUUGGUCUGAAUGGUUUUACAACAGAGUUGUCUCAAACUUGUUGUAUUUCUACGGAAUUUGUGGAAUGGUAAAGGAAUUUUUGCUUCAGAGAUAUUUCAGUAAGGAAGUCCGUGGUAACAUAGAGAUACCAGAGUCAGAUAUAGCACAAGCUUGCAGAAGACUGCUUGAUGAGAGGAAAAGUGUAAAUGUCGUGCGGUUUCUUGAUGCCAUUGAUCGGAGACCUGACAUAUCAAGUGGACUGAAGAAACUAAAAUGCAGGACACUUAUCUUUAUCGGAGAUCAAUCUCCCUUCUAUUCAGAAGCUGUUCACAUGGCAGCAAAUAUGGAUAGAGGAUACUGUGCUUUGGUUGAGGUUCAAGCUUGUGGUUCAAUGGUAACAGAGGAGCAACCACAUGCAAUGUUGGUUCCAAUGGAAUAUUUCUUGAUGGGUUAUGGAUUAUAUAGACCGUCUUGUUUCUCAGAGAGCCCAAGAAGUCCUCUUAGCCCUUGUUGCAUUUCACCUGAGCUUCUCUCUCCUGAAAGCAUGGGAUUAAAGCUUAAGCCUAUCAAAACUCGAGUUUCGACUUGCUGA
This is a messenger RNA of Eruca vesicaria subsp. sativa (arugula), 1047 nucleotides long. The record is from the annotation of a GenBank genome assembly. Lineage: Eukaryota; Viridiplantae; Streptophyta; Magnoliopsida; Brassicales; Brassicaceae.